Molecule: messenger RNA, 2099 nt
Organism: Callorhinchus milii (elephant shark)
Lineage: Eukaryota; Metazoa; Chordata; Chondrichthyes; Chimaeriformes; Callorhinchidae
Gene: cdk5rap1
Product: CDK5 regulatory subunit associated protein 1
Exons: 13
Coding region: 1-1797 (598 amino acids)
Biological process (GO): tRNA modification; negative regulation of cyclin-dependent protein serine/threonine kinase activity
Cellular component (GO): mitochondrion; cytosol
Molecular function (GO): tRNA-2-methylthio-N(6)-dimethylallyladenosine(37) synthase activity; 4 iron, 4 sulfur cluster binding
Source: RefSeq, a predicted model, not a curated record
AUGCGUUGCUUGCGGGUCGCAGCGCGGUGCUGGUUGAACGGCGGCGGGAACGGGAACGGCCCCAGAGUCGCCCUCAGGCGGGUCGCCAGCGCGGCGGCGGCGGCUCCGCCUGUCCCUCCUGCCCGUACCCCCACCCCCGGCUCGGCGCCGCCCGUCAGGGGCAGCGGCACCGGGUUGGCCGCCGGGCCCGACCAUUUUGUUCGCAACGCCACCGAGGAGGAGAGGGAGGAGGAGGGGGACAGAGGCCGGGCCUCGAGCCCCGAGGAUCCCCCGCCCUAUCUCGGCCGCCUGGACCCGGCCCUGGGCUCCGGCAGGAAAGUGUACUUCGAAACCUAUGGGUGUCAGAUGAAUGUUAAUGACACUGACAUUGCUUGGUCCAUUCUCCGAGAUAAUGGCUACAUGAGAACAAACAGCUCCACGGAGGCAGAUGUAAUUUUGCUGGUAACAUGUUCAAUCAGGGAAAAAGCUGAGCAGACCAUUUGGAACAGGCUGAAGCACUUUGUGACUCUAAAAGACAAACGGACAAAGUCCCAAGUUCCACUUAAAAUAGGAAUUUUAGGAUGUAUGGCUGAGAGACUGAAAGAGGAGAUCCUGGAAAGGGAGAAACUCGUAGAUGUACUGGCUGGGCCCGAUUCAUACCGUGAUCUUCCAAGACUCCUGACUGUAGCUGAAGCUGGUCAAAAGGCUGUGAAUGUUUUACUGUCAUUGGAUGAGACUUAUGCAGAUGUCAUGCCAGUUCAAGUCAACUCAAAGACUAAGUCUGCUUUUGUCUCCAUAAUGCGGGGAUGCAACAAUAUGUGCAGCUAUUGUAUCGUUCCGUUCACUCGUGGGCGUGAAAGAAGCAGGCCAGUUUCUUCCAUUUUAGAGGAAGUAAGGGUGCUUUCAGAUCAGGGAGUGAAGGAGGUAACGUUACUGGGGCAGAAUGUCAACAGCUACUGUGAUACCUCUGAAGUCCAAUUUCACACAAAAGAACCUACUCAUCUGAGCCGUGGGUUUCGUACCAUAUACAAAAGCAAACUUGGAGGCUUACGUUUUGCUGAUUUGUUGGAUCAGGUUUCCACAAUCAAUCCAGAGAUGAGAAUCCGUUUUACGUCUCCUCAUCCCAAAGAUUUCCCAGAUGAGGUUUUACAUGUUAUCGAAGACAGGGACAACAUUUGUAAACUCCUCCAUUUGCCAGUACAGAGUGGCAGUUCACAGGUUCUCAAAGCAAUGAGAAGAGGAUAUACCAGAGAAUCAUACUUAGAACUUGUUGAGCGCGUACAUAGAAUAAUCCCAGGUGUAUGCUUAAGUAGUGACUUCAUCGCUGGAUUUUGUGGGGAGACUGAAGAUGAUCAUUUGCAAACGAUAUCUGUUCUUAGACUGGUUCAAUAUAACAUAGGAUUUCUGUUUGCCUACAGCAUGAGAAAGAAAACUCAUGCACAUCAUAGGUUGCAGGACGAUGUACCUGCAGCAGUUAAGCAGAGGCGUUUGCAAGAACUUAUCAGUGUUUUCCGAGAAGAAGCAGCUAAAAUCAACUCAGAACUUAUUGGGAGUAAGCAACUCGUGUUAGUGGAAGGGUUUAGUAAGAAGUCCGAGCAGGAACUUUGCGGAAGGAAUGAUGGUAACACUAAAGUAAUAUUUCCCAAUGUUGAUACAGCAUGUAACCAAUCAUCUGGCCAGCUUGCUCCUGUCAAACCUGGAGAUUAUGUAUUAGUGCAAAUAACAGCUGCUAAUUCUCAAAGUUUAAAGGGAAUUCCUGUCUGUCAUACCACACUGAAGAAUUCAGCAAGAUUGAUCUCAACACAGCAAUUGCAGUAAACUGCUAGCAGUGGACAAGAAUAGACAUUGAUGGCUAGGUGAAACAGGUGAAUCAGAUUUGUAUAAUGUCAUUUCAGUUCCUGAGACUGCAGGUGAAGGAAAAUAUGUGCUAAUAUCCAAUUUUGUGUAAAUCUUAACUUAUUUUCUGAAAUAAGUAGAAAAAAUAUUGUUUGAGCAACAGCAAAUUCAUUAGAAACAUUAAUGAGGAUUAAAAGUAAACCUCAAAAGAACAGUUCAAUACUGCAUGAAUGUUUACCUGUACAAUAAAACAAUUAAAGCAGAUUCAUGUAUUUAUUGGUUAA